Molecule: messenger RNA, 3063 nt
Organism: Plenodomus lingam JN3
Lineage: Eukaryota; Fungi; Ascomycota; Dothideomycetes; Pleosporales; Leptosphaeriaceae
Biological process (GO): protein import into nucleus
Cellular component (GO): cytoplasm
Source: RefSeq, a predicted model, not a curated record
AUGACUGCCUCCAUGGCACAACCGCCGGACGUGUUCCCUCUAGACUUUGCAGAGAUUGAGCGUCUCGUAAAGUCCAUCUACGAGCCUGGCCAAGCAAAGAAGAUAUCGCAGACAGAAGCCACCCUGAGAGUCUUGCAGCGCUCGCCGCAGGGCUGGGAAAUCGCUGAUGCCUUGCUCAAGAGUAAUGACGAGCAGGUCCGUUUCUUUGGAGCCCUCACGCUCACAGUCAAGCUCAACGCCGAUUCAGCUGAACUCACAAAAGAGAACUCCGAACAGCUACUAGUGACGCUCAUUCAUCAUCUCGUCUCACGCCCAACAUCAUCUAUAGCGACACGCAAAGUGAGUUCCACACUGGCUCAGUACUUUACCAAACCCAUAUGCCUCUGGACACAAUGUCUUCGCAGUCUGGCUGUCUCCUUCACAGCGCAACACCCUGUUUUGGACGAGACCUUGGAGACCUUCCCUUCCACAUGGGACAUUCUUCCUCGGCUAUCAGACGCACAAUUGUUAAUUUUGUUGGACUUUACGAUGAAUCUGGGGGAUGAGGGCAAGAAGCUUCCCAAACUACCCGAGGGAAACCCGCACGAGCGUAUCAUAGCCAACAUUGAAAGCGUCGAGGUAUUACUGCACGUGUCGUUUGGGCGCGGCAUCAAGUGGCUGUCAAAACCGAUCGAUGAUCCGGACUAUUCCGAAUCCGUACAACUUGGUGAGCAGAUGUGUGUAGCUGCUCUGAAAUGCUUCACGGGUUGGAUAUUCUAUGCUCAAACCGAAAUCUCGGAGCUUUCUGGCAAGCUACAACAUCUUCGCUCUGUAAGCGAGCUCGCUUUGACGUGCUUGGAAUAUCAUGUCGAAGAUGCCAUGGAGCUCGUUGCUGAGGUGCUCGAAAAUUACCCCAGUUUCUUCGAGACAAAACAUCGAGAAAUGCUCUGGGCAGCGAUCGCAGGUCCGUGGGGACUUGAGAUCUUGAAAAGCCCUGACCCUGAGACUGUCUCAUUAGCCAGGAUCAUUGUGGCUUAUGCACAGCUUUUACUGGAAUCCAAAGUCAUUUAUCAAGAGCCUGAUAAUGCCCAUCAUCAGCAGGUGUUGUCCUUUCUGCACGACCUCCUAAAGUACCCCGAGCCAAUUGGUACUGAAGACGAGGUUGCGCCUGUGGUGUUGGAAUUCUGGAGUGGAUACGUCAGUGCCAUCGCCGAAGAAUCGUUUCAAUAUACGUCCGACAAGGAAGCACCAGCAUGGAUGAACAGCGCAAAGACUCAUGUCUUUCAGGCAGUCUCCGAAUUAGUCCAGAAGAUUGUCUAUCCUCCAUCUGACGUCACGAGUAACUGGGAUCCAGAUUCAAAGAAGACUUUCAAAGUCUUCCGCGUCGAUGUUCGCGAUAUUUUGAUAGAGGCUUAUGAGUCCUUGCGCGAUGUAUUGACUGAUCAAUUCAUCGAUCUUACGCUUCGUGGACUAGAGAAAAGCGAUUGGCUGGAGCUUGAGGCGGGUCUCUUCGGAAUCAUCGCCAUUGCGGACACCUUUACUAUUCAGGAUGAUGAGCGUCUAGUCCGGCUUUUUGAGCAGCCUCUCCUCUCAACGAUCUCCACCAACUCAAACAUACCCGGGAUCACGCGUAGAAGCGCCGUAGAAGCAGUCGCAGCUCUGGAUCAGUUCUUCCUCCGAAAUCCUCGUUUCCUCCCCCAGGUUCUACCCUUCCUUCUCACAGCACUUGCUCAACCUGCAACAGCACAUAGUGCCGCCAAAUCAUUCGCUUCACUGUGUUCCGAAUGUCGAAAAUCUUUGACGACCGAAUUGCCAGCAUUUUUCCAGAUGUAUGAGCAAUUCUUGACUUAUCAGACGGCGGAAGAGUUCACAAAAAGCAUGGUUCUCAAGGGAAUUGCUGCUAUUGUUCAAACACUAGAUACAGAAGAGAAGCGUCUCGAGGGCAUACGCCAGAUUUUUCAGUACGUCACGCGAGACGCCAUGCAGGCAGUCAAUGUUACCAAAGAAGGAAAGGAUGCGGAGCAAGGUCAGGUACUUGCACUUACUACUCUAAAAUGCCUGGCCAGUAUCGGGAAAGCAAUGCAAGCCACCGACGAGGAAAUUAUUGACUUGGAGUCAGAAAAGGUCACAUCAACCUUCUGGUCCGAGGGACCAGGGAAGGAAAUCCAAAAUCAGAUCAUCAAUCUUGUCAAUUACCUCACACAGGUCUUUCCAGCAAAUGACGAGAUCAUUGAGGCAGCUUGUGGUGUUCUACGCUCUGGCUUCAGAGAGUCGGUGUCGGGACCGUUCGUUCUUCCUGCUGUAACCACGGUUGAUUUCAUUACCAAGACGACUGUACAAACGCCGAGGUUGCCCCAUGUACUAGAGACAGCUUGCUGCUGGGUAUCUUCGCACAAACAGAACCCGCCAUCGGAAUUUGCAGCUCUGUCACAGCGUCUUCUCCACCAUGUUCUGAGCAUCAUGCAAGCCCUACAACAUCCCAGAAAUGAUCCGGAGAUCUCCGUUGGCUGCAUUGAACUCAUCCAGCACUUCCUCAACACCGACCCCAAGAUAUUGACGUCAGUAUCACCGGAUCAUCUGGCAGGCAUGUUCAAUUUUACAGUUGAGUCGAUCAACUCGCCGGAGGUACUACCAAAACGCGCGUCGGCCAAGUUAUGGAAAGACAUCUUCGAGCUAGCGGGGAACACGCACGUUUCUCAUCAGGCCACAGCUCAAGACAUCGUCACCCAUUUCGGACCAGCAGUCACAUUCGCUCUGAUAGCGAAUAUCUGCGGAGAGGUCGAUUUCACAAGCCUCGAGUUCAUCGUGGCGCCGUUGAGAGCCAUGAUCAAGUCGGACAAGAAUGCCAGGACAUACAUCUCAAACUCGCUGGCCGGACAGCCAUUGCUACAUAGAUUCCAACAGGACCCAGCAGUACAGGACAUGGUUCGCAAGUUCAUCGAGAGUUUAUCAAGGAAUGCAAAGAACUCUGGCACCUUCAAAGAGACAGUCAAGACUUUCUGGCAGAGCUGCAAACAACUGCAGAUGCAAUUGCAGCCACAGGCGAUGCAUCUUGGUCAAAGCUUUGCGCAUGAUCUAACAUGA